Molecule: messenger RNA, 1034 nt
Organism: Vigna radiata var. radiata (mung bean)
Lineage: Eukaryota; Viridiplantae; Streptophyta; Magnoliopsida; Fabales; Fabaceae
Product: probable 2-oxoglutarate-dependent dioxygenase AOP1
Exons: 2
Coding region: 1-939 (312 amino acids)
Molecular function (GO): dioxygenase activity
Source: RefSeq, a predicted model, not a curated record
AUGACGAUUCCAUGGUUUGAUUUCUGCAAGAGUGGGAUGAGAUUGAAAGAAGGAAGUGAGGAGUGGAAAGAAAUGAGCAAGAAGGUGAGAGAAGCGUGUGAGAAUCACGGUUGCUUCAUCUUAAAGUGUGAUGAGAUCAUCCCCAAGAGUGUUUCUGAAGAAACGUUUCAUCACAUGAAAGCUUUGUUUGAUUUACCUGAUGAAACCAAAGAGCAAUACGUAACUUCAAAGCCUUAUAGGAACUACAAUGGCAAGAACUCUGUCAUUCCCCUCUCUGAAAGCUUUGGCAUCGAUGAUACUUUUCUCUUAUAUAAGGCUCAAGCUUUCGCUAACUUCAUGUGGCCACAAGGAAAUCUACCUUUCUGUGAGACACUAAAGACCAUGAGCUUAAAGAUGUUAGAACUAUGUUUCCUUGUCUUGAAAAUGAUAGUGGAAGGUUAUGGUCUUCCCCAGCAUUACAUCUCAGAAAAUGGUGAAAACAUGAUAAGCACGAGCUUUUCUCGAUUGAUUAAGUACAAAGUUUCUGAAAGCAAUAAUAAUGAAUAUGAAACUGUUCUUCCAUCUCACACCGACGGCAGUGUUUUAACCAUUGUAUGCCAAAAGGAUGUUCCAGGGCUUGAGGUGUUAUCCAAAACAGAGAAAUGGAUUGAAGUGGAGAUACCCGAUGAUGCCGUUGUAGUCAUUGUUGGUGAUAUACUAAAGGCAUGGAGCAAUGGGAGACUUCAUGCAGUCACACACAGAGUGGUGUUGAAAGGAGUGAAAGAGAGAUACUCAAUUGGACUUUUUGCAAACCCUAAUGAAGAGAUGAAAGUUGAGGUGCCCGAUGAGUUGGUGGAUAGCCAAAUUCAUCCCUUACGUUAUCGUCCAUUUGCUUUCGGAGAAUACUACAAGAGCUAUGUUUCAAAUCCGAAGGAGGCUCUUCAAUUUGCAUGUAUUUGAAACCCAUAUUUAUGAACAGGAGCAAGAGAUUGAUAUAUGUAUCUCCUUAUAUAUGUAAUUCAGAAUAAUUAGAGGGACCUUUACAUUAAUAAAAC